AUGUUUAAAGCAACUUUAUGGUUGCGCUAUCGCACUCAAGCAACACGAUUGACACAACUACCACUCGGAUCAAACAAAAUCAGUCUUGCUCGUUGUAUUGGAACGCAGGCAGAAACAUUACUACGUAAACCAGAUCCACCUUCUAACGAAGCUCCCUCAGUAACUGCCGCUUUUCAAGAUCUACUCGGUGUAUCUUCACCCAACAACAACAAUGAUGAUCUAAAAAACACUUUUUAUCAAAGAGAGUUGCCUACUGAUCUUGUUCGUUUUGCUUCCGUUGAAGGUAAGCGACUCUUCAGAGAAGCCAUGGACGACGGUCAUGCAGAAGGAUUUUUUCCUUUGACUGGUAAUUUUACACCUCAAUCAGAACCUGCUUAUUGUGGCCCUAGUUCUUUGGCAAUGGUUUUGAAUGCAUUAGAAGUAGAUCCUAAAAGACGUUGGAAAGGCAACUGGCGAUGGUUUUCAGACGAGUUUCUGCAGUGCUGUUCUUCUAAAGAAGAUAUGAAAAAGAAUGGUAUCACAUUUGACAAUUUUGCUUGCUUGGCUAAAUGUCACUGUGAUGUACAAGUCAACCGAGCCUUUGACUUUAGCUUUGAAAAGUUCAAAAAAGAUGUUGAAAUGGUCACUUCCACUUCUGAUAAAUUCAUGGUGAUUUCUUUUUCUCGUAAAGUACUCGGACAAACAGGUGAUGGUCAUUUUUCGCCCAUUGGUGCUUACAAUGCUCAAGAAGGCAAAGUGUUGAUUUUGGAUACUGCUCGAUACAAGUAUCCAAGUUAUUGGUGUUCUAUUGACACUUUAUUUGAUUCUAUGAAGCCAGUUGAUAAAGAAACAGGUCGUCCUCGGGGCUAUUUCCUCUUGAGCUAUGAUUCUGAACAUCCUCCUGUCAGUCUAUGUAAAGUAAAGCCUACGAGACCAACUGAACAAGAUACAAAGCAUGUAAAGAAACAAGACGAGGCAAAAUUAAAUUGGUCUACACUGGCUAAAUCCUUCUGUCAUCGUAUUCCUGAAAAUAUGUGGUUAGAAAAGCCAAGAACACUAGAACAUGUAGUUCAAUUAGUACUGCGCAAUAUUCCUAGAGAAUACACAUCCAUCCUUGCUAACCAAUCACUUGCUUCCUUUAAUGCAACAACUCCCGAUAAAGCACAGGAAUACAUUCAUGAAUUGCUAUAUGACACCACUAAAUUACCUCUGUAUCCUGUUGUGAUGGAUGCACUCUACCCCAAUAGACAAAACCACUCUUAUACCCCACUCGACUACAAUGCCGCAUUUGCUACUCUGUUUGUAUUAGGAUCACCACGCAUGCUCUACACUUCUUUACCUAGAGAAUUGCAAGAUCGCUUAGAUAGUUUUAGAAAAAAUGAUGAAAUGACUCUGAUUAUGCAGCAAGAAGUGCAGCGUAUAUCAGAAGAAGUGAUUGACCUAACUACAACAUUUUGUACAUGUGGUCCUGGUUGGACUCAAGCUGAUUUGACUAAACAAAAGGGCCACUGUAAAUCUCAUCCCAAUUAA
Messenger RNA from Gilbertella persicaria, 1509 nucleotides. Its product is annotated as Phytochelatin synthase-domain-containing protein. Bases 1 to 1509 code for a protein of 502 amino acids. Gene Ontology annotation, molecular function: glutathione gamma-glutamylcysteinyltransferase activity; metal ion binding. The transcript has 3 exons. Gene Ontology annotation, biological process: phytochelatin biosynthetic process; detoxification of copper ion; cellular detoxification of cadmium ion. The record is from RefSeq and is a predicted model, not a curated record. NCBI's taxonomy places the organism in Eukaryota, Fungi, Mucoromycota, Mucoromycetes, Mucorales, Choanephoraceae.